This is a messenger RNA of Naegleria fowleri, 1800 nucleotides long. RefSeq lists its product as uncharacterized. The transcript is spliced from 2 exons. Gene Ontology annotation, biological process: lipid modification. The record is from RefSeq and is a predicted model, not a curated record. The coding region runs from base 1 to 1800 and encodes 599 amino acids. Gene Ontology annotation, cellular component: membrane. Lineage: Eukaryota; Heterolobosea; Eutetramitea; Acrasida; Naegleriidae. Gene Ontology annotation, molecular function: acyltransferase activity.
AUGAGAGUCAACAACAACAACAACAACAUCCACAAUCCGUUCGUUGGAAAUGUUACAACCGCUCUUCUUCCUUUCAACGUUCUCGUACAAUCUUUGAUGCAAUGGCCCAAAGUCCUCGAAUCAAAUUCUUCUGUUUUCAUCAUGAAGAUACAUCCUCUGAUUCAUCCACUCCACGAUUUAAUUCGAAACAUUUCAAACAUGUUGGGAGUAGAUGAAUCGGCAGCAACGUACAUGUUCUUUCUGAUGGUCAUGAAUUUUCCAAUGGCAGUUCUGUUGAGAAUGACUCGAUUUGGAAAGUGGCGAGCUUUUUUGGGAAUGUGGAUGGGAUUGUUUUACACGUUUUAUACGUUUGGUGUUGAAACUUUGCAUUCAAUUGUGGUACCUCUCAUCGUGUAUAUUUGGCUCUAUGUCACUGUUGGAAUGAGUGAUCGAGUGGUCCAAUAUUUGAGACAGCAACGUCGAACUCGAAUGGUGGUUCCAAUGGUGGCAUUUGUCUUCUCUUUUGGAUACUUGCUGGUGUGUCACUAUCAUCGAAUGUUAACGGAUUAUUUAGGAUGGAAAUUGGAUUUUACAGGUCUGCAAAUGCUCAUUACUUUGAAGUGUGUGGCUGUGGCUUGGAAUUUACAUGAUGGAAUUUUGUUAAAUAAUCCUGAAAAAUCUUCACAAGUGAUGUCUCAUCAUCAUCCAUUCCAUCGAAUCCAUCGAUUGGAACGAAUGCCAUCUCUUUUGGAAUAUUUUGGUUUUUUAUUUUUCUGUAUUCCAGUGUUAUCUGGUCCAAUUUAUGAAAUGAGUGAUUAUUUGAAUUUUAUUUAUGGACAAGAUUUGAAUCACAACAACAAUAAGGACAACAAUGAUGAUGAUACAAGUGAUGAUUUGAAGAAUACCAACAGAGAGAGAAACAAUCCACCCAUUCCUUAUUUAUUAAUUUCUAAAAAGAUCCUUCUUGCCAUUUUCAACAUGUUUCUCGUUUUGAAAACAGCUCCCUAUUUUGGAAGAGAAACAUUCGAAUCGAUCAUUUACGAGAGAGAAGGACACAAAGAAUUGAUGAAUCAUUCAACCAAGAUUCUUAAUCCAAACUCUCUCUUGUACAAAUUUUUAUUUUCAUUUGCAUGCAUGACUUCGAUCAAAUUUAAAUAUAUUGUUGGAUGGUGUUGGAGUGAAGCUGCAUUACUCAUCGCUGGUUUUGGAUAUCAGAGAGAUUACAAAAAUGGUGAAUUUAGUUUUGAAGGCGCAGAGGCAGUGAAAUUUUUGGAUCAUUUUCUUGCUUCGAAUCUACGUGAUGUGACAACGACUUGGAAUGUUUCAGUGUCAAAAUGGUUGAGAAAUUAUGUGUAUACUCGAGUGGGAGAACGACCAGGUACUUUAGCAACGGUGGUGACAUUUAUUGUGAGUGCCAUUUGGCAUGGAGUCUACGCAGGAUAUGCCAUCGUGUGGAUUCAUUACGCUCUGGCCAUGAGUCUCAUUGGACGUUUGGCUCACAAAAAGAUGAGACCCUAUUUUCUAAAUGAUCCAGAACAUGUCUUUUCAGAGAAGAAUAGCCGUGUCAUGUCAUGUAUUUACAAAGUGUUGUCAUUUAUUGCCACUGCAUGUUUCACCUCUUACUUGUUGCCUCCCUUCUUGUUAUUGUCUUGGGAACAUUCGAUUCAAUUUUUUAGAUCCAUGUAUUGGUGUGGACAUUUGGCGUUUGUUCCAAUUUAUUUAAUUUUGAAUUAUUUGCCCAGUACAAGAGGAAGAGAGAAGCACCAUCUGUCUUCUGACCAAAUGGAUAUCAAUAUUCAAAAGAAGAAGAAGGUACAAUAA